UUUAAUAUCCUCUUUCCUCUUCUUUAUAUAUUCCCAACCUCACUCUGUCUUCGUCCCAACUCUCCUUCCUUUUUUCCUCUCAUUUUCUUUUGCCUCCCGUUACUUUCUUUUUCAACUAAACAGCGACGACGACACAAUAGCUUCACCUUCACACUCAAAGAUUUCUUUUCUUUUCAUAAAACACCAAAUGAAACAACUUAUCCGCCGUCUCUCCCGCGUCGCCGACGCUUCCUCGCGAUACAGCCGCCUUCGUUCCGACACCAACUCCACGUACCGAGCUCAAUCGUUCCGAGUCGGAGUUUCUUCGUUCAAAAAGCAGGCACGCCGGUCGGUCCCUGAAGGUCACGUGCCGGUUUAUGUUGGGGAAGAGAUGGAGCGGUUCGCGGUGAGCGCGGAGUUGCUGAACCACCCGGUUUUCAUUGGGUUGCUUAAUAAGUCGGCUCAGGAGUACGGGUAUGAGCAAAAAGGGGUGCUUCAUAUUCCGUGUCACGUGCUGGUUUUUGAACUCGUUAUGGAAGCCUUGAGACUUGGGGUUGAGUCACAUGACCUCCAGGAUCUCCUUCGUUCUUUAUCCGACGACUGUUUUUUUGAUUUCUAGGAGGAUGAACAGGAACAAAACCAGGUCGUUUCCUGUCUUUGUCGUGUGUGUGUGUGUAAAUAUACAAGGUUAAAGGAAAAGUGAAGAAAUUUAGAGUUUUUUUGGGUAGUCCUUCAAUGUAAACAGGACUGAACAGAAAUGGAUGAAUUGCUCUUUUUUGCCCUACAUAUAUAUUUUUGUUUUAAUUUUCUUUUUUUUGUCAGAAUUAAUUUUCUGUUUGGUAAUUAAGAAAAUCAUAAUGUUGAAAGGAAAGUAAGACGGGAAUGUUUGAGAUUCUGACUGCUCUCAUUCAUGCGUGAAGCGGUUUUAAAAUGCUGCAAUUUCUGUUCGGUUCCAAGGAAAACUGAAGGGAAAAUUUGAAAAUACAAUAAAGUUUUUUUCUUUUGUUAAUGUCAAAAAGAUCCAACGACUAGCCAAAAGGGGUUCUUGGUUCAGUUGCAUG
This is a messenger RNA of Durio zibethinus, 1040 nucleotides long. NCBI's taxonomy places the organism in Eukaryota, Viridiplantae, Streptophyta, Magnoliopsida, Malvales, Malvaceae. The record is from RefSeq and is a predicted model, not a curated record.